AUGAUGCAUGCAUGUUGUAUUAUAUUAGUCAUUCAGCUGCUCUCCCUCUGUGGGGCUAUGGAGAGCGGCAUCGUGGGUGGUAGGGUUGCAAAGCCUCAUUCUAGACCCUACAUGGCAUCACUGCAGGUCCGUGGAUACCAUGUAUGUGGUGGGAUACUUAUUCGGGAGGACUUUGUCCUGACUGCAGCACACUGCAAAAAGGGUGUCAGGCCUGAUCAAAUGACAGUGGUACUUGGAGCACAUGACGUAACCAAGAAAGAGAAAAGUCAGCAAAGGAUUGAAGUGAAGUACUAUCCACAUCCGAAAUUCAACGGAAAUUUCGAUUAUGACAUCAUGCUACUUAAGUUAAAAAAGAAUGCCAGGCUUGAUAAGUAUGUGAAACCCAUUGGACUACCUAAGAAAGACAAGAAAAUUCUAGCCAACAUCAUGUGUGAAGUUGCUGGCUGGGGCCAAACUGGAGACAGCAGAGCCCUGUCAGAUGUACUGAGGGAGGCCACGGAGAAGACGCAAUUCACCUUUGAGUGCAAAGAUAAAUGGGAACAGGACUUCAAUGCUGAUCACAUGAUAUGCACCACAUUUACCAAAAAGAAGGGAGGGAUUUGUCAGGGUGAUUCUGGUGGACCACUUAUCUGCAAAACCAAGCUCUAUGGGAUAGCAGCUUUCACCAGCCCAGAAAAUUGUAAGUAUCCCCAUGGCUUCACUAAAGUCCACACUUUUCUACCGUGGAUAAAGAAAGUGAUGCAGGGAUUGGGGGAUGCUGAAUGA
Messenger RNA from Scomber scombrus (Atlantic mackerel), 765 nucleotides. RefSeq names its product granzyme B-like. The transcript is spliced from 5 exons. The record is from RefSeq and is a predicted model, not a curated record. Gene Ontology annotation, biological process: proteolysis. Gene Ontology annotation, molecular function: serine-type endopeptidase activity. The coding region runs from base 1 to 765 and encodes 254 amino acids. Lineage: Eukaryota; Metazoa; Chordata; Actinopteri; Scombriformes; Scombridae.